Molecule: messenger RNA, 4097 nt
Organism: Lymnaea stagnalis (great pond snail)
Lineage: Eukaryota; Metazoa; Mollusca; Gastropoda; Lymnaeidae
Source: the annotation of a GenBank genome assembly
GUUGUGGCCCUUGCUUGUGUACCUCAUGGCAGCAGGGGGGAGAACUGCGGUAUAUAAUUGCUGGAUAUGCCCAAGGUAUGUUGACAAAAAUAUUUUUUUUUAAGCUGUGAACGGUCACCUGCUAUUUUGAUAAGAAAAUAUAAAACUCUAAAUGUCUUAAGCUUUAUACAUUGAACAAAUACUUCCUCACUGGCUUCUUUUGUGUUGGGAUGCUUGUGCCAAAGCUGUUGGGAUGCUUGUGUCAAAGCUGUUGGGAUGCUUGUGUCAAAGCUGUUGGGAUGCUUGUGCCAAAGCUGUUGGGAUGCUUGUGUCAAAGCUGUUGGGAUGCUUGUGUCAAAGAUGUUGGGAUGCUUGUGUCAAAGCUGUUGGGAUGCUUGUGUCAAAGCUGUUGGGAUGCUUGUGUCAAAGCUGUUGGGAUGCUUGUGUCAAAGCUGUUGGGAUGCUUGUGUCAAAGAUGUUGGGAUGCUUGUGCCAAAGCUGUUGGGAUGCUUGUGUCAAAGAUGUUGGGAUGCUUGUGUCAAAGAUGUUGGGAUGCUUGUGUCAAAGCUGUUGGGAUGCGUGUGUCAACACUGUGGGAUGCUUGUGUCAAAGCUGUUGGGAUGCUUGUGUCAAAGCUGUUGGGAUGCUUCAGUCAGAGCUGUUGGGAUGCUUCAGACAGAGCUGUUGGGAUGCUUCAGCCAGAGCUGUUGGGUUGCUUCAGUCAGAGCCGUUGGGAUGAUUCAGUCAGAACUGUUUGGAUGCUUCAGCCAGACCUGUUGGGAUGAUUGUGACAGAGCUGUUUGGAUGCUUCAGUCAGAGCUGUUGCUAUGAUUGUGACAGAGCAGUUGGGAUGCUUCAGUCAGAACUGUUGGGAUGAUUGUGACAGAGCUGUUUGGAUGCUUCAGUCAGAGCUGUUGCUAUGAUUGUGACAGAGCAGUUGGGAUGCUUCAGUCAGAACUGUUGGGAUGCUUCAGUCAGAGCUGUUGCUAUGAUUGUGACAGAGCAGUUGGGAUGCUUCAGUCAGAACUGUUGGGAUGCUUCAGUCAGAGCUGUUGCUAUGAUUGUGACAGAGCAGUUGGGAUGCUUCAGUCAGAACUGUUGGGAUGCUUCAGUCAGAGCUGUUGGGAUGAUUCUGUCAGAGUUGUUGGGAUGAUUUUGACAGAGCUGUUGGGAUGAUUGUGUCAGAGUUGUUGCUAUGAUUGUGACAGAGCUUUUGGGAUGAUUGUGUCAGAGUUGUUGCUAUGAUUGUGACAGAGCUUUUGGGAUGAUUGUGUCAGAGCUGUUGGGAUGAUUGUGAUAUAUUUGUUGGGAUGAUUGUGUCAGAGCUGUUUGAAUGCUUCAGUCAGAGCUGUUGGUUCCAUUCUGCAUCCUGUUAUACAUUGUAUAUGCAUUUCAUUGGAGAAUCUUUAUAUAGAUUGUAUUUAUUUGCCUUGUGUAGUCUGAUAAAGAUUGAAGAACGUGGCUGUAGUUUGUAUGUUUAUUUCAGGUGUAGUCCCAUGAUAAGCAACCCUGCUACAUUUUUUAACUGUACAACCCUGCUUCAGAUUGUGUUGUUGUCAACCCUGCUACAGAUUGUGUUGUUGUCAACCCUGCUACAGAGUGUGUCUGUUGUCAACCCUGCUACAGAUUGUGUUGUUGUCAACCCUGCUUCAGAUUGUGUUGUUGUCAACCCUGCUACUGAUUGUGCUUGUUGUCAACCCUGCUACAGAUUGUGUUGUUGUCAACCCUGCUACAGAGUGUGUCUGUUAUUAACCCUGCUACAGAGUGUGUCUGUUGUCAACCCUGCUACAGAUUGUGUUGUUGUCAACCCUGCUACAGAUUGUGUUGUUGUCAACCCUGCUACAGAUUGUGUUGUUGUCAACCCUGCUACAGAUUGUGUUGUUGUCAACCCUGCUACAGAUUGUGUUGUUGUCAACCCUGCUACUGAUUGUGCUUGUUGUCAACCCUGCUACAGAUUGUGUUGUUGUCAACCCUGCUACAGAGUGUGUCUGUUGUCAACCCUGCUACAGAUUGUGUUGUUGUCAACCCUGCUACAGAUUGUGUUGUUGUCAACCCUGCUACAGAUUGUGUUGUUGUCAACCUUGCUACAGAGUGUGUCUGUUGUCAACCCUGCUACAGAUUGUGUUGUUGUCAACCCUGCUUCAGAUUGUGUUGUUGUCAACCCUGCUACUGAUUGUGCUUGUUGUCAACCCUGCUACAGAUUGUGUUGUUGUCAACCUUGCUACAGAUUGUGUUGUUGUCAACCCUGCUACAGAUUGUGUUGUUGUCAGCCCUGCUACAGAUUGUGUUGUUGUCAACCCUGCUACAGAGUGUGUCUGUUGUCAACCCUGCUACAGAGUGUGUCUGUUGUCAACCCUGCUACAGAUUGUGUUGUUGUCAACCCUGCUACAGAUUGUGUUGUUGUCAACCCUGCUACAGAUUGUGUUGUUGUCAACCCUGCUACAGAGUGUGUCUGUUGUCAACCCUGCUACAGAGUGUGUCUGUUGUCAACCCUGCUACAGAUUGUGUUGUUGUCAACCCUACUACAGAUUGUGUUGUUGUCAACCCUGCUACAGAUUGUAUUGUUGUCAACCCUGCUACAGAUUGUGUUGUUGUCAACCCUGCUACAGAGUGUGUCUGUUGUCAACCCUGCUACAGAUUGUGCUUGUUGUCAACCCUGCUACAGAUUGUGUUGUUGUCAACCCUGCUACAGAUUGUGCUUGUUUUUUUCAGGCUGCACCCUCCUGUGGGAUCUCCUGUCCAGCUCUCCUCUCAUCAGAGUGAACUCCUCCACACUUAGACCCAUGCAGUGCUUUAGAUAUAAUACUGAUUCAAUCUUAGCCUGUACCUGGAAUCCCAGAUCACCCACGAUCUUCCUCACAUCUUCAUUUGAUGGUUGUUCCUGCCAAUGGGAUACAAGGAUACAAUCAAUGCCAAUAGGUGGGUAGUUCCUGUCUAUAGAUACAAUCAAUGCCAUAAUGUUGGGUAGUUCCUGUCAAUAGAUACAAUCAAUGCCAAAAUUUUAUGUAGUUCCUGUCAAAGAUACAAUCAAUGCCAAAAUGUGGAGUAGGUCCUGUCAAUAGAUACAAUCAAUGCCAACAUGUGGGGUAGGUCCUGUCAAUAGAUACAAUCAAUGCCAACAUGUGGGGUAGGUCCUGUCAAUAGAUACAAUCAAUGCCAUAAUGUUGGAUAUUUCCUGUCAAUAGAUACAAUCAAUGCCAAAAUGUUGGGUAGGUCCUGUCAAUAGAUACAAUCAAUGCCAAAAUGUUGGGUAGGUCCUGUCAAUAGAUACAAUCAAUGCCAAUAUGUUGGUAGGUCCUGUCAAUAGAUACAAUCAAUGCCAAUAUGGUGGAUAUUUCCUGUUAAUAGAUACAGUCAAUGCCUUAAUGUUGAGUAGGUCUUGUCAAUAGAUACAAUCAAUGCCAUAAUGUUGGUUAGGUCCUGUCAAUAGAUACAAUCAAUGCCAAAAUGUUGGGUAGGUCCUGUCAAUAGAUACAAUCAAUGUCAAAAUGUUUGGUAGGUUCUGUUAAUAGAUACAGUCAAUGCCAAUAUGUGGGGUAGGUCCUGUUAAUAGAUACAGUCAACGCCAAUAGACUGGUGGUGUAUCAUAAUAUUGAAAGUGGCACUGCAGGUUUUUUAUAGUGAAGGUGUUGUAUAAAUCCACUUUGUAUAAAUCAGUGGUGAAAAAACAAGCAUAAUCUGUAGCAGGGUUGUCUGAGUUGUACAAGUCUGAGUUGUACAAUUCUUUGUUUCACAACCUGUAAUAAUCAUCAACCAUGAGAUUGUGUGUGGAGGGGGGGGGGGCACGUAUCAUGUUUCCAACUUUGUGACCCUUGAAUGAAUGCAGCCACUACCAACUGGUCCAAUUGAUCUUGUUGUUAUUUUCAGCAUUGUCUGAGUUUUACAAGUCUGAGUUGUACAAUUCUUUGUUUCACAACCUGUAAUAAUCCUCAACCAUGAGAUUGUGUGUGGAGGGGGGGGGGGGCACGUAUCAUGUUUCCAACUUUGUGACCCUUGAAUGAAUGCAGCCACUACCAACUGGUCCAAUUGAUCUUGUUGUUAUUUCCAGCCAUCUUUAAGCAGCCGCACAAGUUUUUUAUUCAACAUUCAUUGUGUUGGGCCGGACCUCUCAUCAAUGG